AGCCAAUCAAGUCGCUCGAUCGACCCCACAUGACGAAUUUCUCUAGGUACCAUAGCCUCGCGGCCAAUAAUAGGUUUUACAGGAAAACACGCACCUUCCGCAUGUCCGAGUUACGAUAUCUCCUCAUAUCAACACCACCAUCAUUAUCUGCCAUCCACCUCGCCUGAACUGCAAUCAGCGAGCCCUUGUAUUGCCAGAGGACUACCAUGGACUUAUAUGAUACUUUACAGACCGAAUUCCCUCAAAUUGAUACUUCCCUUCUUGCAGCUAUCAUUGCAGACCAUGUGCAAGAAGGGGACGACGCAACUCACUCCUCCGACCAGGUCGAGACUAUACGAGAUAUAUUAAAAGUUCUCGCAAACCAGGCGCAGGAGGAUGAGUGCGAGCUAGACGACAUUAUGUCUACUACGUCCCUCACCACUCCGGACCUGUGCGACAGUACAACGACCGCAAGCGAAUCAUCGUCAUCUCAGCACUCAUUCAGCUCACCACUUGGCUUCUUGCAAGAGGCUUUCUCGGACGUGCCUAUGGAACGCCUCAAGCGUCUACUGAGAGAAGAGUGUGGAGAAGCCCUGGAGGGAGACGGAGAUGUCGACAUGGAAAGACUGCUCGCCAUACCCACAAAAAAGAAGGCCAAGGGCCGCACGAUUAAAAUUGUGGACAUGAUGCAGACGCAGCAUGCCCCCCCUUCUCCAGCACAGACGAAAGGGAUGCAAAAAGAGGGCAUGGCUAUGGGCGCGGGUGUGGACAUAUGGACGCAAGUUUCCUCGCUUUCUACCCAACUCGCUGCACUACUUCCUCCAGCCCCACCGUCACAUUUUGCCUCCUUUUUUCACUCUCCAACGCACGCCACACCCGCGCACGCCCUCCGCGCUGCUCUUGCAGCCCUGCCUUCUACUUUUACUACCGGCGUCAAACACAAAGCAAAGCAAAAAUCCCCUAUCAAGAAAUCUGAUGCAGAUGCAGAAACCAACACGCUAUCCGCCCUUCUCGACCUCCUCCAAGCCUCGCCCACUUUCGCCACUCUUGAUACGGAACAACGUAAUACUUUGUACGCAGACGCUCGCAUCGCACUCUCUGCCGCACAGAACAGGCCGGAUGAUGCUCUAGAUAUCGUCUGGAUCCUGCGUGACCUCGAGCAUCCCGCAAGCCAAGCAGGAGUAUACCACCUCCCACCUCCUGUUUCAGGCUCAAAUUCGAAUUCUACUCCUGCACGUGCAAAGUUGCCAACCGGUCCUCCGUCUGUGCAGGCUCCACCAACGUCGAAGCGGAAAUUCACAUCCUCUCCUUCCAGUCCUAUCACACAGCACCAACCCCCGGAGUCAUGGCAGGACGUGCCUAUUCGAUCCCCCCGAACUAUACAACCCCCGGAGAACUCCAACCCCACGAACAAGCGUAAACUCCGUGGCGCGAGCAAUGCACUCGGCAAGGGCGGCAACGGGACAGGAGGGAACGUCUCUGGGGCGCGACAUGCGCACUUUUCGCGCGAGAUACUUCAGGCGCGCAUACAGCGCGGAGAGCUGCUGCGCAAGGCGGGCCAGGCAUGGCGGGGGUCAUUAGGUGGGGAGGUGGCGCUGUACUAUGCGCAGAGAGCGAGGGAGGUUACGGAGAAGGCGCGGGAGGACGCGUUGGACGAGGCAAGGGGGUUAGUUGAGGCGAAGAGAUACGCUUCCAACGACAAAAGAUCCAUCGACCUACACGGGACGUCUGUUCAAGAGGCGAUAGUGAUCACAAGUGAAAUAUUAGAGAGAGAGGGAUGUUCACCUGCAUCCCCUCUUCGCCUCAUUACUGGUCGCGGUACCCACUCUGCAGGGGGCGUGGGCGUAUUGAAGCCCGCGGUACACCGUGCGCUCGUGGACAAGGGCUGGGAUGUAAGGAUGUGGGACGGAGGGUUGGUCGUCCGGGGACGGUAGCGAUGACAUGUGCCUUGAUCUUUAUAUGUACGCGGGCUGAUGGAUAUUUAUACGAUUUUUCUUGGAUUUGUUGUAUCUUACGUCCAUGUAUGUCGUAUAUCCGUGUUUCGUCGAUACCUCCCUUCCCUUUCUUUUUCUCUCUUUUCGUAUGUGUACUUUACUGACCUGAUUGUGGUCUUGAUUUCCAUUGUAUACUUAGAGGUGUGUCGUUUGUCUCGUGAGGUAUAUGCCUCGUUAUACAUCUAUUCCUAUGCUUA
Suillus subalutaceus is the source of this 2170-nucleotide messenger RNA. RefSeq lists its product as uncharacterized. The transcript has 5 exons. The record is from RefSeq and is a predicted model, not a curated record. Lineage: Eukaryota; Fungi; Basidiomycota; Agaricomycetes; Boletales; Suillaceae. The coding region runs from base 207 to 1913 and encodes 568 amino acids.